Molecule: messenger RNA, 1011 nt
Organism: Castor canadensis (American beaver)
Lineage: Eukaryota; Metazoa; Chordata; Mammalia; Rodentia; Castoridae
Source: RefSeq, a predicted model, not a curated record
AUGGCCCGGGCAUGUGACAGCUAUUGUAAUCAUCGGCUACCAGGAGCAGGGAGUGGCUGCAGCCAACAGAUCAAACAAAAUCAGACUGCUGGAGUCACCUUCAUCCUUGUGGGCUUCUCAGAAUAUCCAGACUUCCAGGUGCCCCUGUUCCUGGUUUUCCUGUCCAUCUACACAGUCACCGUGCUGGGGAACUUGGGCAUGAUUGCUGUGAUCAGGGUCAAUCCCAAGCUCCACAUCCCCAUGUACUUUUUCCUUAGUCACUUGUCCUUUGUGGAUUUCUGUUACUCUACUGUAGUAACUCCAAAACUGUUAGAAAACUUGAUUGUGGAAGAUCGAACCCUCUCCUUCACAAGCUGCAUCAUGCAAUUCUUCUUUGCAUGUGUAUUUGUAGUGACAGAAACCUUCAUGUUGGCGGUGAUGGCCUAUGACCGAUUUGUGGCUGUUUGUAACCCUCUCUUCUACGUGGUUGUAAUGUCUCAGAAGCUGUGUUCUUUGUUGGUAGCUGUAUCAUACUUUUGGGGUAUAAUUUGUUCUUUCAUAUUCAUACACUUUUUGUUGACCUUAUACUUUUGUGGAACAAAGCUCAUAAAUAACUUUGUCUGUGAGCAUGCUGCUAUUGUUGCUGUGUCUAGCUCAGACCCCUACAUUAGUCAGAAGAUCAUUUUAGUCUUUGCCACAUUCAAUGAAAUAUCUAGCAUGAUGAUUGUUCUGACCUCCUAUCUUUUCAUUUUUGUCACAGUCGUGAAAAUCCUUUCAACUGGUGGGUGCUACAAAGCGUUCUCUACAUGUGCUUCCCAUCUAACUGCCAUUACUAUUUUCCAUAGUACUAUUCUUUUUCUCUACUGUGUUCCUACCACCAAAAGUUCAUGGCUGAUGUUCAAAGUAGCCUCUGUCUUUUACACAGUGGUCGUACCCAUGCUUAACCCAUUGAUCUAUAGCCUUAGGAACAAAGAUGUGAAGGAGACUGUUAAGAAGAUAUUCAAUACCCAAUUAUUAUGUCACAAAAUGUAA